This is a messenger RNA of Adineta steineri, 942 nucleotides long. Lineage: Eukaryota; Metazoa; Rotifera; Eurotatoria; Adinetida; Adinetidae. The record is from the annotation of a GenBank genome assembly.
AUGUUGACAUUUCAUCAACUGAUUCCAUUCGUUACCAGAAGACUAUUGUCUUCAUCAAAGAAACCAGCUUGGUGUUCAAAACUACCACGUCCACAAUAUUCUUUACUUGAUCGUGUUUCAAUUCAAUCUCAACAAUGGUUUGAAGUCUAUCGUAUACGUCCACAUGUAUUUGCUAUUUAUGAACCAUAUCAUUGGGAAGAAUCAAUAUCUUAUCUUGUCGUUGGUUCUAAACAUUCAUUAUUAAUUGAUACUGGAAUGGGUAUUGGAAAUAUUCAAGAAAUUAUUAAUUCUCUUAUUCCUUCAUCAACAUCAUUGAAAGUUAUCAAUACACAUACUCAUCAUGAUCAUGUUGGUGAUAAUUGGCGUUUUUCAGGAUCAUUAUUAGGUGUUCAUUCAGAAUUUGCUCAACAGAAUGCACAAGGAUCAAUAGAAGAAGCUCAAAAUGAAUUACAACCAGGUAUGAUCUGGGAAAAAUAUUUACCAAAAGAUUUUAAUCCUAAAGCUUAUCGAAUUCAUCCAUUUCAAAUUAAUAAUUAUGUCAAAGAAGGUGAUGAAAUUGAUCUUGGUGAAAAACAAAAGUUAAAAGUGAUUUCAACACCUGGCCAUGCACCAGAUUCAAUAUCACUUCUUGAUGAAAAAGAACGUUUAUUAUUUGUUGGUGAUACUUUCUAUCAAGGUCCAAUUCUUCUUUAUCGUCCAGAAACUAAUCUCAAAGAUUUUUUACAAUCAUUAGAAAAAUUAGCUAAAAUCAGUACAAAAGUUGAUUUAAUAUUACCUGGUCAUAAUAUACCGAAUGUUGAACCAAAUUUACUUAUAAAAGCUGCAAAAGCAAUGCGAGAAAUUCUCGAUGGAAAAGAAAUUUCCAAAAAAACAGAUGAUGGAAAAUAUGAUGAAUAUUCUUAUGGUGAAUUUUCCUUUGUUCUUGAUCAAUCUUUUUUGUAA